AUGGCAUCUCUCGGCGCGGGGCUGCAUCUGAUCCGGCGGCGGGGAGCGGGCAGGAGCUCCGCGGUGGAGAGGAGGAAUCUGCUCACGGUGUGCAGGUUUUCUGUGAAGACUCUGCUGGAUCGCUCCUGCUUCGAGACGAUAGACGACUCGUCUCCGGAGUUCGUUAACUUCGUUUCCAUCCUGGAGCACAUCCUCAGCCAUCGACUCAAAGGUCAGACAACUUGGUUUGGCUACGAGAGUCCUCGCAGUUUCUGGGAUUACGUAAAAGCCGCCUGCAGCAAAGUACCUCAUAAUUGCAUCCGAAGCAUCGAGAGCAUGGAGAAUGUGCGCUCGUCGAGAGCCAAGGGCAGAGCUUGGAUCAGAGUGGUGCUGAUGGAGAAGAGGCUGUCGGAGUACGUCUCAUUUGCACUGAGGGACUUCAAAACCACCAGGAGGUUUUAUGAAGACGGAGCCAUCAUGCUGGGAGAGGAGGCCGGACUGUUAGCGGACACACUCAUCGGACUCAACACCAUCGACUUCAGCUUCUGUCUGAAAGGAGACGGGCUGGACGGCAGCUGCCCCGCUGUGAUCGACUACACGCCAUACCUGAAGUUCACGCAGAGCGCAGACAGCAUCAGCAGCGACGAGGAGGAGAUGAGGACUCUGGGCAGCAGCGGCAGUGAGAGCAGCAGCCCCGACAAAACCGCCACCGCCGCCUCCAUCUUCACCGAGCAGAGCAAUCUGGUCAGCAAGUGCAAACGCUUUGAGCAGAAGUACCGCAUGGCGCUGGAGCAGAAGGGUUACCUGGAGGAGCUGGUUCGUCUCCGAGAAGCCCAGCUGUCUGAGGCCGUGUCCCACAACAAGGCUCUUCAGCAGAGCCUGGCAGACUCGCAUCUCUCCCACACACUGGAGAAAGAGCAGCUCGAGUACAUCAUCCUGGAGCUGCAGGACCAACUGACAGUGCUGAAGAACAACGACUUGCGGUCCAGACAGGAGCUCACGGCCCAUCUGACCAAUCAGUGGCCGUCUCCUGACGCCCUGGACGCCAACGCCGUUGCCUUGGAUACGCUGCUGUACAGGAAGAACACGGGACAGUGGGACGAGAAGAGCUUCCAGAGUCUGGAGCAGCUGUCUGCAGACAUGAGUCUAUCGCAGACUUCCCUCGAACCGUCACAAACACUGAGUCUGGAGGCCCGGCCGGCCAACGCACAGUGGCCCCACCAAGGUAAAGAGGAAACUCCCUCUCUACGAGGUCUGUGUGGCUCCCUGACAUCGGUAGCCAGCUACAAGUCUCUGGCCAGCCUGAAGUCGAGUGAGUGUUUGGCCAGUCCAGCGACGGAGAUCAGUAGUCCGGGCAUCACUCCUUCGUAG
This is a messenger RNA of Stegastes partitus (bicolor damselfish), 1350 nucleotides long. RefSeq names its product RUN domain containing 3b (gene rundc3b). The transcript has 11 exons. NCBI's taxonomy places the organism in Eukaryota, Metazoa, Chordata, Actinopteri, Pomacentridae. Bases 1 to 1350 code for a protein of 449 amino acids. The record is from RefSeq and is a predicted model, not a curated record.